Molecule: messenger RNA, 1681 nt
Organism: Trametes versicolor FP-101664 SS1
Lineage: Eukaryota; Fungi; Basidiomycota; Agaricomycetes; Polyporales; Polyporaceae
Product: alpha,alpha-trehalose-phosphate synthase TPS1 subunit
Exons: 5
Coding region: 128-1681 (517 amino acids)
Biological process (GO): cellular response to heat; trehalose biosynthetic process
Cellular component (GO): cytosol; alpha,alpha-trehalose-phosphate synthase complex (UDP-forming)
Molecular function (GO): alpha,alpha-trehalose-phosphate synthase (UDP-forming) activity
Source: RefSeq, a predicted model, not a curated record
CACAGAGCCCUCCAUCCCCGACCUCUCCAUCCCCACCACGAACGGCGAGCAGCGGCACCUCAUCGUCGUCUCAAACCGUCUCCCCAUUACAAUCAACAAGGAUGCCUCCGGCGAGUACCACUUCAAGAUGUCUUCCGGCGGUCUCGUCUCUGCGCUUUCGGGUUGCAAAAAGUCCAUGUCCUUCACGUGGAUUGGCUGGCCAGGCUUCUUCAUCCCGCCCAAGGACCGACCGAUCGUCGACCGCCGUCUCAAGGAGGAGUACUCGUGCCAAGCGGUCUACCUGGACGACGAUGUUGCGGACCGCCACUACAACGGCUUCUCGAACUCCAUCUUGUGGCCGCUCUUCCACUACCACCCCGGAGAGAUGAACUUCGAGGACGAGAACUGGCUUGCCUACCGCCAGGCGAACAUGGCGUUCGCGGAGGCCAUCAUGACCCAGCUCUCCCCGGGCUCCAUGGUCUGGGUUCAGGACUACCACCUGAUGCUGCUCCCCAUGCUCCUCCGAACUCUCAUUGACGGGCCGCAGAACGUCGGCGCGCUCACCGCGAGCGAGGUCGACCGCAUCCUGGACGGCAUCGACACCGAGGAAAUCCCUCCGCCGAAGUACUCAGACAUCAAGAUCGGCUUCUUCUUGCACACUCCGUUCCCUUCCAGUGAAAUCUACAGGAUCCUCCCCGUCCGACGCGAGAUCCUGCUCGGAAUCCUCUACUCCGACCUCAUCGGGUUCCACACAUACGACUAUGCUCGUCACUUCCUCUCCUCCUGUACACGUAUCCUCGGCCUGCCCACCAUGCCGAACGGUGUCGAAUUUGAAGGCCGUCUGGCGCACGUCGGGACCUUCCCGAUCGGUAUCGAUCCCUCCUCUUUCAUCGACAAUAUCAAGAAGGAGAGCGUGCAGAAGCGCGUCGGACAGCUCGAGCAGCGCUUCGCGGGCUGCAAGGUCAUCGUCGGUGUCGAUCGCCUGGACUACAUCAAGGGUGUCCCGCAGAAGCUGCACGCGCUCGAGCUCUUCCUCACCCAGCACCCCGAGUGGAUCGGCAAGGUUGUCCUCGUCCAGCUCGCAGUCCCGUCACGGCAGGACGUGGAGGAGUACCAGAACCUUCGCGCGACCGUGAACGAGCUUGUCGGCCGAAUCAAUGGGCGCUUCGGCACGGUCGACUUCAUGCCGAUCCACUUCAUGCACAAGAGCUUGGCGUUCGACGAGCUUUGCGCGCUAUACGCCGUAAGCGACGUGUGUCUCGUAACGAGCACGCGCGACGGUAUGAACCUGGUCUCGUACGAGUACAUCGCGUGCCAACAACAACGGCAAGGCGUGAUGAUCCUCUCGGAAUUCGCGGGUGCCGCCCAGAGCUUGAACGGCAGUAUCGUCGUUAACCCGUGGGACUCGCAAGAGGUCGCGGACGCGAUCCACCAAGCCGUCACCACAGACGCCGAGACGCGCGCCGAGAACCACAGGAAACUGUUCAAGUACGUGAACAAGUACUCGGCCGCGUACUGGGGCACGUCCUUCGUGCGCGAGAUGACGCGGAUAGAGCUGCCGGAGGCGAAGCUCGAGCCCCUCAAAGGCGGCCUCGCGGAGCUCCACCUGCACAAGGAGGACGCGAAGGGGAGCGUCGUACAGAACGGCCAGGUGGUGCUUACCCCAGCCGCAAACGCCCUUGCGCCGCACAACUCGGCAUGA